This is a messenger RNA of Camellia sinensis, 585 nucleotides long. Lineage: Eukaryota; Viridiplantae; Streptophyta; Magnoliopsida; Ericales; Theaceae. The record is from RefSeq and is a predicted model, not a curated record.
AUGAACAAUUUGACUAAAGUUAUAUUGAAUGAAGAUUUUGAUGAAUCUUCAUCAUCUGAUGAUGAUAUCAUCAUGAUGCAACUAUUCACAGCACAACAACAAAUAUUACAGAGGUUAAGCCUAAACCAACAAACCAGAUAUGUUGGUUCCACAAGUGGUCGUCGAUACAUUAAUCAUGAGAGGGUCAAAGGCGACGAACAAAUUUAUAGAGAUUAUUUUGUAGAUAAUCCUGUCUAUCCAGAAGAAUACUUCCGAAGACGUUUUCAAAUGAGGCGGUUAUUUGUACAGAAGAUCACUGUAGGCCUUCGGAUCCUCCAGUACAGUGUACCUGCUGAUGCUGUAGACGAGUACAUUAGAAUCAGCGAAAGUACUGCAAUUGCCGCCUUAAAUUUUUUUACCAAAUCAAUUAUUGCUACCUAUGAAGCCGUUUACAUAAGAUCUCCAAAUGAAGCAGAUGUCGCCAAAUUAUUUCAAGAGGGAGAGCAACGCGGGUUUCCUGGAAUGUCGCCUUUAUUUGCUGAAUUAACUGGAGGACAUGCCCCUACUGCCAACUACACCAUCAAUAAUCACGCAUACACCAUGUGA